Maylandia zebra (zebra mbuna) is the source of this 958-nucleotide messenger RNA. RefSeq names its product glycine cleavage system protein H (aminomethyl carrier), b (gene gcshb). Gene Ontology annotation, biological process: protein lipoylation; glycine decarboxylation via glycine cleavage system. The record is from RefSeq and is a predicted model, not a curated record. Gene Ontology annotation, cellular component: glycine cleavage complex; mitochondrion; cytoplasm. Lineage: Eukaryota; Metazoa; Chordata; Actinopteri; Cichliformes; Cichlidae.
GCCCCGGGUCUCUCACCUCCCACACCGUGUAGUGGGAUGGUGCGCGCUCUCGCGGUCAAGUGAUUCACUUUCGAUCAAACUGUGGCUUCACACUGAGUGAAGAUGGCGAUGAGAGCAGCUCUGCGGUGCCUGUCUGCAAACUUUUCGCCCAGACUGCCUCAGCUCUCGCAGGUUUCAGCGACUCGGCUGCAGUGGAGAAGCGGCUCCCCGCGGACGCUGAGCACGUCCUCGGUCCUGUCUGCAGCAUUAAAGUUCACAGAUAAGCACGAGUGGGUGCAAGUGGAGGGUGGUGUUGGCAUUGUUGGUAUCAGCAAUUAUGCCCAGGAAGCAUUAGGUGAUGUGGUAUACUGUGGACUCCCUGAAGUCGGCCAAAGACUUGAACAAAUGGAUGAGUUUGGUGCACUGGAAAGUGUAAAGGCUGCCAGCGAGCUGUACUCACCAUUAACAGGAGAGGUGACUGAAAUCAACACAGAGCUGGCAGAAAAUCCUGGACUUGUGAACAAAGAUUGCUAUGCAAAGGGAUGGAUAAUCAAGAUGACCAUCGAAAAGCCCGAAGAACUUGAUGGCCUCAUGGAUCAAGCUGCAUAUGAUAAAUUUGUCACAUCACUUGAAUAAAAUUAUAAACUCAUUUUGCUUUGUAAUUUAAUCACAGUCAAAGAUUAGUCCCUGCAAGGUUACUAACAUGUAGUGUGUCACACUUAUUCAUCUGUGGUAUUUAUUCUAGUACCGGAAUUGUGUCCUCAAACUAAAAUACUCGACUACAAAUGCUCAGUAACAGCUUCCACUUAGAAAGUUCCUUUUUGUUAAGCAACUAGCACAUCUAAAGGGCUCUUAAUCUCAAGAUCUGUCCAUAUUAUUGGGUCUUGUUUGUGGUGCUUUGCUCCAUUACCAAUAUACAGAUGUGUUAAACAACUUGAACGUGCUGUUUCAAAUCCAUUUAAUAAAAUGUGGGCAUUUU